AGGGCACAAUUGGUUGUGAUGGCGACUGUCGUUCUAUAACAGGUUUAGUUUAGUACGUACGCUCAUUUAUACAAGAGGAGUUUCUUAAAUGAUAGAAAUAUGUUUUGUAUGAUCGAUAAAGUUGUAGACGAUGGAGUUCAAGAAAAAUCAAGUAAUGACAAAAAUAGAUCACCAAAGAUCAACAAAAAAGGAAAAGGUAGCCCGAAACAAAAAGGUAGGGGGUCCGAGGUCAAGCAGAAUGACGACGUGUCGGAGAACGAACCGGACUCCAGCGAGGCAACGGAUGGUGGUUCGUGCCCCUCACCCAACGGGCCAAUUGGUGAUGGUUUUAAAGAAAAAACUAUGGGUGUAAACGGUAUAAGAGAAGAUGGCCUUCGCAAGCAAAACUGUGCGCAGGAGGAUGAAAGCUCAACUUCUGAAUCUCACUCCAGUGAUGAUCUGGAACACUUUACCACAUCAUGGUUCAGUGGUGAUAGUAAUCCACCUACUUUUACAUUUGAAGUUGAUGCUUUAGCCUUGGUAAUGUUUUUAAUUGCUGUGACAACAAGAAUGUAUAGACUUGAGGAACCAAGAGGAAUUGUAUUUGAUGAACUCCAUUAUGGAAAGUUUGCCAUUCUGUAUAUGAAGAGAACAUUUUUCUUUGAUGGUCAUCCACCACUGGGAAAGCAACUUAUUGCACUAGCUGGCUACCUUGCAGGAUUUGAUGGUAAUGUCCAGUUUGAUAGAAUUGGAAGCAAAUAUCCUAAUGGCUUCCCAGUGUGGUCCCUUCGUGCUGUUCCUGCUUUUUUUGGAAGUCUUCUUGUUCCUGUAGUCUAUCACCUUAUUGUUGAGUUAGGGUUAACACAUAAAACAGCUGUUCUGGCAGCAGUGCUUGUUAUUUUAGAAAACUCCCUUCUAACGCAAUCCAGGUUUAUUCUCAUGGAAAGCAUGUUGCUGUUUUUCUCCUUUUAUGGAAUCUUAGCUCUAUUAAAGUUCAGAAAAUUGAAAAACAAGCCAUUCUCGCCAUCUUGGUGGUUCUGGUUGUUUAUGAUGGGUUCAUCGUUGACAUGUGCAAUCUGUGUGAAAUACAUCGGGUUUUUCUCUGCAGUCCUGGCAGGAACUAUUAUAACCUGGGAUUAUUGGCAUAUGAUUGCUGACAAAACAAUAUCAGAUAAAAAAUUGGUGUUACAUUUUUUUGCAAGAUUUUUAAUGCUGGUUGCUGUACCAGUUUGCUUAUAUCUGCUGACAUUCUACAUUCACUUAAACCUUCUGACCAAGGCUGGGCCCCAUGACAACAUCAUGACUAGUGCAUUUCAAGCAAGUUUAGAGGGUGGACUAGCUUCAAUUACGAAAGGUCAGCCAUUAGAGAUUAGUCAUGGGUCACAAAUAACAUUGCGCCACACACAUGGCCGUGCCUGUUGGCUACAUUCGCAUCCUCACGUGUAUCCCUUACGAUACCCAGAUAAACGAGGCAGCUCACAUCAGCAACAGGUGACUUGUUACAGUUUUAAAGAUGUUAAUAAUUGGUGGAUUGUGAAACGUCCAAAAAAGAAUGAUCUGGUAGUGUCUGAACCCGUGGACAAGAUACGUCAUGGGGAUAUUAUCCAAUUAGUUCAUGGAAUGACUAGUCGAGCACUCAACAGUCACGAUGUUGCAGCUCCUAUGUCCCCUCAACAUCAGGAAGUGUCCUGUUAUAUUGACUAUAAUAUUUCUUUUCCUGCACAGAAUCUGUGGAAAGUAGAAAUAGUGAAUAAAGAUACUGAAGGAGCUGUGUGGCACACCAUUCAUUCCCAUGUUCGACUUAUCCACGUCAACUCAACACAGGCCUUAAAAUUUAGUGGAAAACAGUUGCCAGAAUGGGGAUUUAACCAGCAUGAAGUUGUGACUGACAGAGUAAUCAAACAGGAUGACACUGUGUGGAAUGUGGAAGAGCAUCGGUACACAAAAAAUGCUGACCAAAAGGAGAGAGAGCGGGAAAUGGGAAUGGCCGAGUUUGUUCCUCUUCAGCCAACUCAGUUGUCAUUUUUUGAAAAAAUAUGGGAGUUACAGGUUAAAAUGUUAACAGUUAACCAAGAAAAUGUUCAAGAUCAUAUGUAUAGCAGUGAGCCAAUGGAGUGGCCCUUCCUUAGCCGGGGUAUUGCCUAUUGGAUUAGCCCACACAGCAAUGCACAGAUUCAUCUUAUAGGAAAUGUAGUGAUAUGGUAUUCGGCAACAGUGGGAAUGUUCGUAUACCUGGCAAUUUUUCUCUUCUACAUACUUAGACGUCGCCGGGCAUGUUAUGACAUCCCUGAAGAUACUUGGGAAAAAUUCUGUGUAAUUGGGAAGCUAUUUCUGAUUGGUUAUCUUCUUCACUUCCUGCCCUAUUUCUUUGCGGAUCGUACGCUCUUUCUGCAUCAUUACCUUCCAGCAUUUUUGUACAAGCUGUUAUUGUUGGUUGGGCUUAUUGAACAUGUGAUUUUCUUGUUCAACUAUACUGUCAAGUCAAGAAUGUUAAGAAGAUUGUUUUACAUCAGUAUAUUUGCAUGGUUGCUUGGUGCAUUGUUUGUGUUCUGGAACUUCAGUGUUUUCAGCUAUGGAAGAACUCCACUAUCGGCUCAACAAGUUAUGGAUCUGAAAUGGAAGGAUACUUGGGAUUUCAUCAUCCAUCGCACUUGAGAUUUUCCUUGAGAUUGAAUUUUUUAUUUUUCUGAUAAUAUUUUUAAGUAUCUUACAUUAUAAAAGAGAUUUAAAUGUGUAGGGUAUUGGAAAAGUGAUAUGUCCCCUACCUGAUCAUUGACAUCUGUCAGGAAGCAGAUGCGUCUUUCAUUGACCGUUUUUUUUUUCUGUUAGAUU
Molecule: messenger RNA, 2811 nt
Organism: Limulus polyphemus (Atlantic horseshoe crab)
Lineage: Eukaryota; Metazoa; Arthropoda; Merostomata; Xiphosura; Limulidae
Gene: rt
Product: protein O-mannosyl-transferase 1-like
Exons: 20
Coding region: 100-2634 (844 amino acids)
Biological process (GO): protein O-linked glycosylation via mannose
Cellular component (GO): membrane; endoplasmic reticulum
Molecular function (GO): dolichyl-phosphate-mannose-protein mannosyltransferase activity
Source: RefSeq, a predicted model, not a curated record